CGCAGCUGUGAGGAGCUGAUGCAUUAUCUCGCUUCUGCUACUCAAGGAAUCAGCUUAGAAAUCAUGAGGUUUUUUUCAAAUAAAAUGAAACCCACCUUGAAUUUUUUUUUGUGUUCAUUCUAGUUUUUUUAGCCUGUAGGCUGCACUGGUUUCACAUUUUCAAGCUUUUCUCAGGAUGCAGGGGAGUGGAAAUCUCUUAAAAUUAAUGCUAAGACUCUCAGGCAUGAUUCCAGCAGCAGAGACUCUAAGAAAAGCACUAAAAAUAGUGUGAGUCAUGAUAAAAUUGUGAGAGCAGGAAGUGUUGCCUCUGAGAGGAGUGGGGAGGAAUCUCAAUUUGUAUGCAUUCAUUAUCUUGGCUUGUGAAGUUAAACUUCUUUUCCUGGGGUGCUGCUUCUUCAUUGCUGAAAGAAUUAUAAAAACUGUUCACAAACCAACUCCUGGCUGAAUGCUCUGAGGCACGUGAUAACUGCAGAGCCUCAAAAUCAGGAGUGAAAUUAGCUGGACAGUUGCCUCCUGCCUUCCUAAAUAGGGAGAAAGUGAGUUUACUGGUGUGGAUGCCUGCCUCAUUUGCUUCAUCAAUAUGAGAUAAAGCAUGCAGGAGAGAGGGGAGAUUUUUGCAAGUAGAACCUACCAUGAUUUCUCAGGGGACAAAAUUUUGCUUAUUCAUACCUUCUACUGUGGCAAAAAUGGAUUAUUUUCCUCACCAAAAACCAGCAGCAUAACGCCCAUCUGACACAUGCCUCAAGGAACUCUUAUUUAAAGUCUUUUAUUUCUUUGUAGCUGUGGUACAAGCAAGAGCCAACCAAUAUCAUCUGCUACCAGUAGGAAAUACCCAUGCUAUUCCUUACCCUUGGCACGAGGUGAAGUUGCAGCUGAGCCUGUGAGGAGGAUUUAACAAGAAAAAUCUAAUUCAUGAUCAAAGAUGGAUGCCUUCUAGCCAACCAGCGAGUCCUGCUACUGCUGCAUGUGUGGCAGCAUCUCUGAAUGAUCACAUGACUCUUGAUAUGGAUGCAGUCCUGUCAGACUUUGUUCGGUCCACAGGGGCAGAACCGGGUCUGGCAAGAGACUUACUGGAAGGCAAAAAUUGGGACUUGACAGCAGCUUUGAGUGACUAUGAGCAGCUCCGGCAGGUGCACACGGCCAACCUGCCGCAGGUGUUCAACGAGGGCAAAUACUACAAGCCACAGGAGCCAGAGCAGCCUCCCCAGGUGACAAAGGCUGAGCGGCCUUGCCUGCAGAGGCAGGAUGACAUUGCUCAAGAAAAGCGUCUUUCCAGGGGUAUUUCUCAUGCCAGCUCAGCUAUAGUCUCCCUUGCUCGAUCACAUGUAGCAAACGAGUGCAGCAACGAACAGUUCCCUUUGGAGAUGCCCAUCUACACAUUCCAACUACCAGACCUGAGUGUGUACAGUGAAGAUUUCAGAAGCUUCAUUGAACGAGACUUAAUUGAGCAGGCAACAAUGGUUGCUUUGGAGCAAGCAGGACGACUGAACUGGUGGUCCACGGUGUGUACAAGCUGCAAACGUCUUCUUCCCUUGGCUACAACAGGUGAUGGAAACUGCCUCUUGCAUGCUGCAUCUUUAGGGAUGUGGGGAUUUCAUGACCGGGACCUUGUUUUACGCAAAGCCCUCUAUACUAUGAUGAGAAGUGGAGCUGAAAGGGAAGCACUGAAAAGAAGAUGGAGAUGGCAACAAACCCAGCAGAAUAAGGAGUCAGGUUUGGUGUAUACAGAAGAAGAAUGGGAACGGGAGUGGAAUGAACUGCUGAAACUGGCAUCAAGUGAGCCUCGUACACAUUUCAGCAAAAACGGAGGCACUGGUGGUGGAGUCGAUAAUUCAGAAGAUCCUGUGUAUGAGAGCUUAGAAGAGUUCCAUGUUUUUGUCUUAGCCCAUAUUUUGAGAAGACCUAUUGUUGUAGUAGCAGACACAAUGUUACGAGACUCAGGGGGAGAAGCAUUUGCACCAAUACCAUUUGGAGGAAUUUAUUUGCCACUUGAAGUUCUACCUAACAGAUGCCAUUGCUCACCUCUUGUGCUAGCCUAUGAUCAGGCCCAUUUCUCUGCUCUUGUUUCCAUGGAACAAAAAGAUCAACAGAGAGAACAAGCGGUGAUCCCCCUGACUGACUCGGAACACAAGUUACUGCCUUUGCACUUUGCGGUCGAUCCUGGGAAAGACUGGGAGUGGGGAAAAGAUGACAAUGAUAACACCAGACUGGCCAAUUUGAUUCUGUCUCUUGAGGCAAAGCUUAAUCUACUACACAGCUAUAUGAAUGUAACGUGGAUACGCAUACCAUCUGAGACACGGCAGGCCCCUUUGGCUCAACCAGAAUCCCCUACAGCUUCAGCCGGGGAAGACGUUCAGUCUCUGGCUGACUCAAUGGACUCGGACCGAGAUUCCAUCUGUAGUAAUUCCAAUGGCAAUAAUGGCAAAAGCAGUAAAGAGAAAGAAAAGGACAAACAGAGGAAAGAGAAAGACAAAAACAGGACGGAUUCAGUAGCCAAUAAAAUAGGAAGCCUCAGUAAAACCCUGGGAAUUAAACUGAAAAAGAAUAUGGGUGGUCUUGGAGGCCUGGUGCAUGGCAAAAUGAGCAGAGCCAAUUCAGGGAAUGGAAAAAAUGGUGAUGCUGUAGAGAAAGUCAAAGAGAAGAAGUCUAAGUCUCGAAAAGGAAGCAAAGAGGAAUCUGGACAGUCUGCGAGCACUUCCCCAUCUGAAAAGACCACUCCAUCUCCGACUGACAGAGCUAGCAACUCGCCCACAGAAAAGAUGAACACUAAAUCCUUCUCUGACAAGCAGUCUGACCCAUGGAAGUACAGCACUGACGUGAAACUCAGCCUAAAUAUUUUGAGAGCUGCCAUGCAGGGUGAACGGAAGUUUAUUUUUGCUGGCCUUCUUUUGACCAGUCACAGGCAUCAGUUCCACGAGGAGAUGAUAGGCUAUUACCUGACCAGUGCACAGGAGCGUUUCAAUGCAGAACAGGAACAGAAGAGAAAGGAUGCUGAGAAAAAGGCUGCACUGAAUGGGUCAUCUAGUAGGAAACUGGAGCCGGAAGCAUAUUCAAAAGAAAAACCAGAAACAUCUCCUCAGGAUAGGGCAUCACCCGUCUUGCCUCAAAGCCAUACAACUCAACUGGUUUUAAAAUUUAAAGAUCGCACUAGUCCCACUCCUGGGUCAUUUUCUUCACCUAGUAAUGGUGCUAAGAAAAGUGGACCCAUUCCGGUAUCUGCCCACUAUAGCCAUACGCCACCCGUUCAAAGGCAAAGUGUCAUCCAUUUGCAUGAUGUCAACUCCAAGCCAUCGAGCUUCCAAGAUGAUACCUACAAGCCAGUGGUUGGCACCUUAAAGACCUGUGCCACCUAUCCCCAACAAAACCGAUCCCUGUCUUCUCAGAGUUACAGCCCAGCCCGGAUAUCCGGUAUCCGCACAGUGAACACGGUGGAAUCGCUCAGCUAUGCCAUGCCUACGGAACACAAGUCUCAGACAUACACAAAUGGCUUCAAUACUGGCGAUAUUAGAGACUGCUUAGAAUAUGCUGAUGAGGAUGCUCCUCAGACCUGGUUGAACAAUGAUAAAAAUCAAGGCAGAAGCACAGUUUGCCCAAUAUAUUCUAUCCAGCAGAACCGCUGUAAGAAGGAGAACUGUUCCUUUUAUGGUCGUCCUGAGACCGAAAAUUACUGUUCAUACUGCUACAAAGAGGAGUUAAAGCGCAGGGAGAGAGAAAGCAAGGGACACAGGCAUUGAGGGUUCUUCCGUGACUAAGUUUUACCGUUUUCUUACUUACAAAGUAAACAGUGUUGAAUUGCAGUAAAAGGAAUCCUUGAAAAACAGAAUAAAGGAUUGAUUAGUAAAUAGUGUCUAGCUUUUCGCUUUUCCGGGGCAAUGAGGAAAUAACAGGAUUAAUUUAUCAUAAAAAAAAUAUUAUUUUCCAUUUUGUCAGUGUCUUUUUUACAUAUACUGGUAAGCUGAAGGAUUGUUUACUCCUUUGUCAGUGCUGUGUAUAUGUUUGGUCAAAAAUUUACUAAUGGUGCCUGAAUUUACACUGACAUCACUCAGGUAGUAGAAUGACAGGGGAAAGUCCUAAUACCGGAGGUGUGGUGUUGUGGUAGGGUAGUAUCUGCCUUGCAGACGUUGGAAAUUCUAUAGCUAUUAUGAGAGUAUUUUUUCCUUUGGUAAAACCUAAAUUUUUCAUAGCCUUUUUUUUCAGGAGGGUAGUGAUUUUGCAUACUGCACAUUUUUAACAUGGCAGCAUAUUGCGUUACUGUUGAUGUUUGUGCUCGCUUUACUCUGAAAUUCAAUGAUUCUGGGAAAAUGGGAGUGAAAGGUCUGAAUUCAUGAGGGCUGUAGCUCUUCCUAAUUUUAAGUUCUUUUCAGUUAUUUCUACACUUCCAUACAAAAGUAGAUUUGAGCCACUUUUAUUUGUACUGAAAUUUGAAACAGGUUUUAUAAAAAAUACAUUAUGACUUGCAAGACUUCACGUCAUUAAAAACUCCCACAUAGUUUUGGGCACCUGAAUUUCAGUAGUAUUUUCAUUGCUAUUAAAACUAAGAGAAAUGUUAAAAUCAAAUGAAAAUAUAAAAAUUGUAUUUGAUUUGGAAAAUUUGAUGACCAGGUAGGAAAUUUAGCUGAAUGAACUGCUUGUCAAAACAAAUGUAUUGCAUCAAUGGAUUCCCUUAGCCAUUGCAUGAAUUUAAUCAGUGUUUAUUUCUUCCUUUCUCAGCAUUACGGAGUGAUAGUUAUUGCACACAUAACUACUUCUCAGCCUUUCUUGAAGAGUGUUGGCGCCACCUAUUUUUGAGUCUUCUUCUAGAGUUAUAUACCCAAGAUGCCUAUAAAAUACCUCUAGUAUGAAAGGCAACUCCUAGCACAGAUUUGCACAAGUCUGGUAGCCAAGUAUUUACAUAAGGAUUUGCAAUACUUUUGAAAAUAGAACUUUGCUCAUAGAAACAUUUCUGUAAAGCCGACACCACAAAUACUGCUAAAGUAGGGGGAUGACAUUAGGAAGUUUUCUUGUAUUUAGUACUUGCUGGUUUAGCGCCCCCACACCAUCAAAUGGCAUGAUGUAGUAAGAUCAGAUCUUUAGUGUUGUUACACUUAUAAGCAAUUACUCAUUUCCUGUCUGCCUGUCUUAUUCUUUUUAAAGAAGCUUAUUUUCCACAAAUAGGUGUAGUCCUGCCUUCGAGACUGCUUACUCUGUCACCUAAAGGUGCAGAACAUGAGUUCUGCCUUACUCAUUAUGGAAUAGCACUUUCCUGGCCUAUACAGGAAAGAUCCUUUGCUAAAGGCCUUUAUUCUGAUUUCUUUCUGCUGUACCCCAAUUUUUACUCCUGACAUGGGUGGCACCAUUUCACUUGUGUACAGUUAAUCCUGGUUAGCCUUGAAACCAAGCAUAAAAUAGUCUGAGAAACAAGAUACACAAAGUUCCGCUGACAUGGACUGGCUUUCAGGAAAAGCACAUAAGCUUUUGUUCAUGUCCCACAGAAAUUUGCGGAACUGAGCACAUAUUUAAAAUGGACCAUAUGUUUAGGUUUUCUGCUGAAUGGGAGGUUUAAAGAAUGGUUUCAGAAUAAGUCCAUUAGCCACUCCUAACAAGUUCCAGUCUUUGCUGUGUUAGCUGUUCCAUGACGCCAGACCUGUACAUCAUAUUUCUUGCCAUAUCCUGAGCAUACAGAGAAUGCUACUGAAUUUGCAUUCCUUGAUAAAAGGGAGGUGUUGGUAUGCAGAACAAGAGGCUAAAACUCCAUGUGACGUCUGUCCUUGAGGUAAGCACGUUCUAGAGCCCAUGUCUAUGGUGGUGUGCGCGGGGAAGCCUUGUCCUUUUUGGGUUAACUCGUGUCAUUACCUGCAAGUUCUCAUUGCUAAAGAAAUCUGUGAUUGCAAAUUAUGCUAAAACAUGCCAGGUCAUGUUAAAACAAAUCAAAUGUCAGACUUGAUUGUAUUUGUUGCUGAGACUGAGAAAACUGACAGGAUAAAACUUCAUUAAAAAAAAAAAGAAAUACUGAAGAAUUCAUAGAGCGUUAGAGUAGCAGUUGUAUUUGAUACUCUGACAGUUGCUUCUAUGUAAAGUUGUGCUUAAGAAAUAUUACAUUAGCAGUAAACUACACCAUCCCAUGUAUUAAAAUCAGUUGUAUACUUUAUGAAUGAGGAAAAGAGUUAUGGCGCAUAUGUAAAAAUACGCAAUUACCACAAGAAUUUGCUGCUUUCCAUUUUUCAAAUCAGUUGUUUCUAUAGUACAUUUUUAAGAUCUACUGCUCACAGAAAAAAAAAAAGAGGUUUACAGCUGGUCAAUAUUUAGAUAAAUUACUCUGCUCUAAAUCAUUGAAUAGGGUGUACCUCUAUGUUAGAUUAUUUCCAAAUGUUAAUUGGUUUUCUGAAUAAUAAUAUGCUUUUCUCUGUAGGAUACCAAACUUCAGUGUUCAGUCACUCAGAUAUUUCUACAAAUAUUUGCCACUACUGGAUUGUUCAUUUUAAAGUAUCUGUUACAUGAAAUACUGACAGAACAGUUUUUAGUUGUGCCCAUUUCCUAAGAAUCCUUCUCUUGGUACAUCUUUGAAUAAUUUCCUUAAUAUUGCGGUUUUGUUCUAGAACUCUCUUCAAAUAUCCCAUUAUUCUGUUGUCUGUUAACAUUUGAUAUUGAAAAGAAGUUGCAGGCCCACAAUGCCAUUUGCCGCUUAAAAUCUACCCAUCUUUUCCUAGUAGUUGUCCUUUGCUCUGGCUAAGUAAUAGCGUGAUUUGUGGCAGUUGUCUCAAGGGGAUGCCAUAGUUGGUAUUAAAUAGUCCAAACAUGCAGAAACAGUGCCUGCUCCUGAAGAAGUGAUUGUCUCAUUAAAAGAGGAGUCCAACUGUAAGGGGGAAUUUUCUACCAAUUUUUUUUUUGAGAGAAUUCCAACUGCUCAUGAGUUGCAUUCACCAGCACUGGAAGAAAUUGUCAUUCCUUAGCUAGGUGUGAGAGGGAAUAAUUUUCAAAUGUAUUUUUCUGUUAGCUAACUGGCUACGCUUUGACUGCUCUUCUGUUUGUAUUUCCUUGCCUUGAAAGCACAUGUAGCCCGCAGGCUACAAGUUUUCUGUGCCAGAUCAGGUGGAGAGGGCUCGCUGCCUUCCAGGGCUUCUUAGUUAUCACUUAGUCCCAGCUGUACAGAAAGCAGUUUGGAGAACCAUGUUAAUUUCUCCUGUUAGCUCAAGUAGCUGCAACAGACAUGCAUUUUUAUGCAUUUGAUAUGUGCUUUUUUCCCCCUCUCUUCUUGAUAAUGAUUCAAUUAUUAUCACUGUUGUCCAGAUUUCAAAAGUACAGACUAAAUCCUGGGUAGGCUACACCUCCCCAGAACAGAUCCAAAAUCACCAAGAGAUAUUUAUGGUGGAGGAAAAUGUUGGGGUUUUUGGUUUUGUUUUUAUUUGUUUUUGUUUGAUUUUUGUUUGUUUGUUUUUUUAAUGUGUGAAUGUGCAAUUUUUCUAAUUUAAAAAAGGCUUAAACCUAAUAUGCAACUUUUUUUUACCUAGUCCAUAAACUCUGAUACAACGGUCUGUUCAUAACAGACAACACUUGUAAUACAUGUGGGUUUUAGCCACACUUUAUAUUAAAGUUCCAUCUGAAAUGCUUUAUAAACAGUUAAUAAACAACUGCUACACUUUAGAAGUAUUUUUGGAGAUGUGGGUAUCAGUUGUGGCAUAUGUCAAACAAGCAGCUCAUUCAGAAGGAGGUGGUGUAGAUUAUCAAAAGUAACUUCAGAUAUUUGGGCUUUUAAAGCAAUUGCUUAACCUUUAGUUAUUAUGGUCCAUUAAGCUUUAAAAAUGCAAUGGAAAUAUAGUGUGUGACCCAGCUUUCUUUAGCAAUUAAUCCCUUCUUCCUGAGUCAAAGGUGACAUGAAAGACAUCAGGAAAAGAAAGAUGCUGUGCUUGGAAAGUUUCGUGUUGCUCAUUUCUUAAGUCUAAAUAGAUUAAGUGAAGUCUUCAGAGUCAUCUUUCCUAAAAUGGCAAAACUCAUUAUGUGAGCAGUAUUACCUGAUAGAGGAAGCAUUGUGAAGGGACGCUGAAUGUGGAUUUGCACACCGUUUGACUGCAGAUCAACGCAGUCUGCCAAGGCAAUAUCAGUCCUUGUACUUAUAGGCAUAUUCAGGGUAAUCUACUUCUUGUGUGAUAAAUGUGUAGAUAUCAAAAAUGCACAGCACAGAUCUGACAAAAUACUGCCCUCUAAUGCUCUGAUUCUGCAAACAGUUACACUGGUGCUUAACUUCACCAAUAUUAAUAGUCUCUGACAUCAAGAGACUGCUUGUUUUCAGAAACUUAAGAAACACCAUAAAAGUUUGUGGGAUCAAGGCCUGAGCCUUUACCAGUGUUUGUUCCCCUGGGGCUGCCUGACGUUACUCUUCCAAAGAGAGAAUCGAUGACAAUUUUGUCUGAGGAGCAGAGCAAAGCCUUAGGCCUCUUUGGGCACAAUCUGCCAUCCUCUGGAAUCUGUGGAUGCAAUCCUGUCAGUAGUGGGGCCUUAAAUCAGGUGCUUCAUGGACACACAAAAUACUUGCAAGCUGGACGUGAAAGUGAAGUAGGAGCUAGUAAGGGAGUGAGGUCUUCAUAACGCUGAAAAUGGUUUGCACAGGUGAAAACCCGUAAGUUAAUAGAAACCACAAUAAUCUCAAACAUGGGUCCAGAGAAGCAAAAUAACAACACUGAUGCUGGUUGUAGAUGGCUUUUCAGUUUAGUGUAUUUUAGUCUCUGUCAGUGUAUUUGAAGACUAUUUGUUUUAGGGUAUGGCAGCUUACGCAGAGGAUCACCAAACAGUAUAUAUAGUAUAGAAUUUAAAUUAUUUCAGUAACAGACACUAGUAUCUAUUUUAAUUUGAACGUUAACUUCCAGUGUAUAUGACUAAAAGUGCUAUAUUGUUAAAAAUGAGAGGAAAACAACACAAAGGUGUUUGUAAGUAUGUUCUGUUUGUAGACUUAAGGCUGUAUUAUGUUGGAAUUUUACAAGCCAAGUUUAAAUUGUAAUAUAGAAAUUAUUUUUAUAUUAUUUUCAAAAUAUGCUACAGAGCAAUAUUUUGCACCUUUAUUAUAAACAGGGUCAUUGUUUUCAUAGGUUACCUUCAGAAAUGCUGGUAGAAAUGAACCAUGAAAAGAACGCUUUGUAAAUGUCCAUGUUGUUUCUAACUGCUCUGUCUGUUGUGCACAUCUAUAUCUAAUGUGAGAUGAAUAUACAAUUUUUUUUUAAUUGAAAAGCUUUAAUUUUUUCUUUAUAUCUUUUGGUACAACACUAUCCCUACCAAUAGCCACUUUUAUAAGCAGCUUCUGAAAACAACAUUCAUCUGGAAAGUUUUCUUACCAAAUGAAACAUUUCUGCACAGAUCUUGAUUGACUUGGGACAUUCAUAAUAUACUCUGAAUCCAUGGGAGCAGGAUUACUUUGCAUUUUUUAAAAGCAGAAUCAGAAUAGUUUCAAAAUUAAAAUCAAGAAUGAAUAACCAGUGCAAUCAUUUAGCAUCUGUGGGAAGAAAAUCAUUCUAGAUCAUAGAAAUAUCAUCCUCUAAUUGGCAGAUACAUUGUGUCUUAAUAUUUUUAUCAAAUGUGUCAGCUUCUUGCAGAUUAAAGUGUUCAGAUUUUAUUUCUUCAUACUGUGCGUAUCAAUUACUGAUGAAUUGUGCAAAAAAGACUCUGCACACUAAUGCAUAUGUUAAGUUAGGAGUCAGUGUAGCUUUUAAAAUUCCAUAACAUUUGUGGUUUGGUUUGCUUGUUUAAGAAUUACCAUUAAGGUAUGUACUGCAACCAAAAUUGCCAGAUCUGGAUGCUUAAUGUUAAGAUUCUGCAUCUAGGUUUCUCCUAAUAAACAGACUGGUUUUACGAUGUACUGAGCAUCAAUUUCUGGGGGAGGAAAAGCUCGCUCUUGGUUUCAGAAAAUCAAGUGAGCAUUAGUCCAGCACAUAUUGAGGCCUUUUUGUUAUUAGUCUGUGCUUCUUUUCAGUCAAUGGAAUUUACUUUUUCUCUUUAGUGAUUUUCCAUGUGUGAACAAAUAUUUGGGCUUAUUCAUAAACUGAUUGCUUGAAUAUGGAGAGACUUGCCUUGUCCCAAAACACCAUAUAAUUGUCCAUUUAACUGUUACAUUCUUAAUGGGGCUAGUGUAUUCCACUGAUUUUGGGGAGGAUAUAAGACCUUUUUUUCUUGGUUAUCAUGAACACUCUUGUUUUGUUUGUUUGUGGGUUUAGUUUCUUCUCAAGUGAAUAAGCUGCUCUGCUUGCUGUUUUAUCUCCCAUUACCUGAAUGCAUGUACUGUACUAAGAGAAUUGAAAUGGCUGAUGCACAUUUGCACUUUGGAACACGCGAUAUGGGUAAAAGCCACCAUGUUCCAAACAGCCUUAAAAUGAUGACUCUCUGGGGACUGAGAGUCACUUAACUGGAUGCAGCCUCUGUCCCACUUCCUCAUUUAACCACGACGGGAAACCACUCCAGCCUGCUGUCGCCUCUGUAACUGUAUGCAUAUUCAUGUGAAUAACCCGUAAUCUUAAAAGAAAUCUUUCUUUAAAAAGUUGUAAUUCUUUGAUAGUUGUGAGCGUGUCAGGAAACCUUAGUCAAAAGAGGAGAUGGGGUAAAAACAGAGAGACAAGGGUAGCUAGCGGAGUAACCAUGGCACCAAAAGACUCAAAAGAGGUAAAAUACUUACCAAAAACUAUUUCCUGUCAAGACUGGAAGUUUUGUAGAUCUUCCUGUAUUCUGGGAAAACAGAAAUGUAGUUUUGCUAUUCAUCUCUGUACCUAAUGUAGUCUGUUUAUUGCAGAGGUGCACCGCUGGUGCACUGCUAUUGGGGAAGAGGGGAGAGAAGUUUUCUUCUUAAAGCAAAUUCUACUCUAGUGACAGAAUCAUCUGUGAUUGCAAAACUGUAAUCCAAUGUUAGAACUAAACAGUGCCUAACUUCUGUGUGUGAGUUGUGUAUGUCAGUUUCAUUUUGCCCCUUUCAAAUUAUGUUAAAAAAAAAAAAGGGGGGGGGGGGAGUUUAAAGAACAAGCUUGUAUAAUAGUGACCCAGUUGUUCAUUUGUUCACAUGUGAAAUCAAUAUAAACAUGAAAACAGUUACAUUGGAGUUGCACUUUCCCUCUCAGGCAAGCUGAGAGGUAAAAGCCACCUUUAGAGGUAGAUGCCAUGUAACUGCUUUGCCACAGAAUAAACUUAGAACUCCUUGGCGCAGAAACUUUGCCUGAUGAAGCCUGGCUAUGUCUGGAGCCUGAGAGCCAUGGCCAGCCUUGCCAGAACAGAUCAAGUCUGGUCAUUCUUGCCUUUGAAACAGACACAGCUUGUCCUGGCCUGUGGUGUCAGAACAGUAUCUUUGCAGUAAAGAUGAAGUGGAGCAUUGCCUUGUUGUCAUUUGCCUACAGGCUUAAGUAACACAAAGCCUCUUCCCCAUGCUUUUGGUUAAAACAUGCAGGAGAUACAGCACCAAAACGUGCCAUCUCAGGCUCAGAGAAUACCCUGCGUCUCCUUAUAAAGUGCUUGCAAUCAGGUAUGAAUUGAAACAGCCAUGUGGGCGUGAUAAAAGCGCUCUCGUGUCUCAACCUUGCAAAUUGUGUGCACUUACGUUUUAAUACUAACAGAAAUUAAGCAAUGAUUUUAUUGUUUAUGUGCUCAAGAUUCUGCAUACUGUAAAUAAGGUCUUUGUAUAAUGCACAUAGUUUGUGUACAAUACAAAAACUGCUUUUCCCUUGGAUCUGCUCAGAGAGCUUUGCAUGCACAUGAUACCAAUCUCUGUUCAUUCACCAGAAGCCAAGGAGAACAAAUGGGAUUUAAGCCUAGAUUAAAUCAUGAAUGGGAUUAGCCACAUAGACUAAGCAGUGAGGAGUUCCCACCCAUAGUAUUCCAGGCCGGCUUUGGCAGUGAUCUAUCCUGUUGAUCUACAUUAGGUUUCUGCUCUGUCCUGGGGAGGAGCAAUUACUUCUGUGUCUUUUCCAAGUCCAUUGCUCUUGCCCUGCUUACUCAUCGUUGCAUUUGCAAUGUGCCACUUGUAUCAUGAUUCAGGUAUGAAGCAGUUUUUCAAAUCUGCAUAGAGCUCAUGUUUUCUUAUCGGAAUCUGUCUAGAGCUUUAUUUUGCAUUCCAUUUUAAGGCAUAAAAUACUGUUCUAAACUUUUCAUAAUGCCUUGAAGUUGACUGUUGUGUGGCUGAAAGACUUUGUUCUCCUUGGAAGACCUUGUUCUUCUUCAUUGAUUCUUGUGACAAACGUUUUUGUAUGGAAAAAGUUGAAUGAAACAUUGAAAAUAUCAAUGCUGUUUACAUAUUUCUGCCAUUCAGCAUAGUUUAUCUUUUUUGUUACAUGACUCUGUGUUGUUAAAGCCCAAUGCCUGUCAGAUACAGGCAAAUCUUGAAGGACAGUCUGAAUUAUUAUACACAAAAGACGUAUGUAGCUAAUUUAUUUUAAUUUUACUGUUGCAUAAUAUGCCCUUCCCAAACUGUUUGUACAUCUUUUUUUGCUAUUGCUAACACUUUUUCUUGCAUCUUCUACUUCUUUAGACAAAUUCUAAAGCUCUUUGUCCUUAAAGCCUGUGGUAGAUGUUCCCAUAAAGAAGACUGGCUUUCUCUGUUGAGGUUCCGUGUGGAGUGGCUUGUCUCCCGAAACAAGAAUUAACACAGGUGUCACACCCGUAGUUUAUAGAAGUUCAUUUACUCAUUAACUGAAGAUGUCUGUUCAAUUAUAACCAAAGCUAAUUAUAGAAACUUUAAAAAAUCAGGACAGGUGAUGUGAUUGUGUCUAAUAACCUGGCAAACUCGGCAUUUUUAAACCCAUAGAAAUGUACAAUAAAUGUCCAUAUUUCAAAGGAAGAUAGUAGUUGCCUGUCAAGGGGGCUCAAGUAAAUGUUAAUAAGGAAUAAAGCAAAUCUCACUCAAUUUUGUUGGCUAAGAAUUCAACUUCUUGGUAGUAAUACCAUCCUUCUCAUUUUUCAGAGUCUGAGUUUGAGUUUCUUGGCUUCUAUAAAUUCAUACUAUUUUAGCAAAAUUGAUUUAGGAUUUCAAUAAACAAUAUAACAGAUAUACCAGACAUUUAUUUAAAGCUGAAGUGACUUUCCCAGUUUCUUUGUGUUUGACCAUUUUCAUGCAAAACUUUUAUCCAGUAUGAAAGUAGUGAAUUUAUCUUUUACCAUUUCCUUCCCCUAUUCAUAAUUUAAAGAUGCGAUUGGCUGCAGUCGCUCUUGUCUGCAAACAAAACUGUUGAUCAUUUUUAAGCUGACUGCCAUAUCAUGUUUAAAUCCAUUGUUCAAAAGGAACAGAAGCAUUAAUUAACAUUAAAGGAUAAUGAAUAUUUUUUUGUUGUGAAAAGUGUGAGUUCUUGAGAACCUUUUCUACAUGCAGUUUUCAUUCAAAUUCAAUUUAAAUGUCAUUUUUAAUCUGAUCCAUACUUUGACAAAGAUGAUGUGUAAGAGCUGUUUUUAGCAGUUGGAUUGUUACUUUGUAAAGUAUUAAAGCACUAAACCAAUUUUUGCAAUAGGUAGUAAAACUUGCUUUUGUUUUGAAAAACUUCCAGUUAUAACUGUCGCACUUUUUAUAGCAGAACUGUAUUUAAUUUCUUUCUUUUAGGAAAGAUUACUCAAAGUAACUGAUAGCUCUGUAAUCUGUGUGAAUUCGCUUCUCCUUUAUUUGAAACUGAGAGAAGCUAUAAUGCCUAUUCAAUAAAAUCAACUUAUUUCUAAAGUA
Columba livia (rock pigeon) is the source of this 13648-nucleotide messenger RNA. RefSeq names its product OTU deubiquitinase 7A (gene OTUD7A). Gene Ontology annotation, biological process: protein K48-linked deubiquitination; protein K11-linked deubiquitination; protein deubiquitination involved in ubiquitin-dependent protein catabolic process. The record is from RefSeq and is a predicted model, not a curated record. Bases 927 to 3734 code for a protein of 935 amino acids. Gene Ontology annotation, cellular component: nucleus; cytoplasm. Lineage: Eukaryota; Metazoa; Chordata; Aves; Columbiformes; Columbidae. The transcript is spliced from 16 exons. Gene Ontology annotation, molecular function: DNA binding; K63-linked polyubiquitin modification-dependent protein binding; zinc ion binding.